Molecule: messenger RNA, 204 nt
Organism: Glarea lozoyensis ATCC 20868
Lineage: Eukaryota; Fungi; Ascomycota; Leotiomycetes; Helotiales; Helotiaceae
Exons: 3
Coding region: 1-204 (67 amino acids)
Source: RefSeq, a predicted model, not a curated record
AUGCCAGCCCAAGAAACUCAACAGCCUGAGACGCAGCAGAUGGAGAUGCCGAGUACGACGCCGGAUGUUGCGACGGAACAACCCCGUUCAACAGAGCAAAUGACUGCAGAACCAGUUUUGAUGCGUGGUGGUGGAGGUGGUGGACUAUGCUGUGGACUGUGCGCCGGACUUGCGUGUUUCGAGUGUCUCGAGUGUUGUUGUUAG